AUGGAAUUGGCUCUUGACAUCGCCGAUCGUUACAUGAUGGCUGAACCCGACAUCACCUACCAUUGCUGCGCCAUGAAACCUAUUUUCUUGGUUUCGUACUGGAUCGCAACAAAAUUCUCUUCUGGGCAGUACGAAACCACAAAAGCCGAAAACCAAGCAUUGUCUCUCGAACAGAUUUUGAAAUCAAUCCCCGAGAUGUCAAGUCAGACGAUUAAACAAUUGGAAAUGCACAUUCUCAAUGUGAUUGACUGGAAGGUCACUGUCCCUACUACUGUUGCCUUCGUGGACGCUUUUUUCGGAUACAUCAUUGCUCAUUUCACCAGUCCUUUCUUUCAACACGCCAAAGCCACUGCGGUUCGCAUCGCUGAGAUCGUAACCGUGGACAAUCGAUUGGCUCGCGUAAAGCGGUCUGUUAUUGCUACUGCCUGUAUUGAACAUGCAUAUCAUUUGGCAAAAGUAUCUUUCAGACUCGACGCCGCAUUGUUUUACGAAGGGGCAACGGGAGUUGAACUGGACGACAGUCUAUAUCACCGCGUUUAUUUGGUCAUUGGUGAUCUAUUGUACCCCCGUGGACUUAAGAGUUAUAAAACAAAAGCACACACCAUGGAACCCAUUACUACUUUCUUCAACCGCACUUGCACCGACGUCCGCCUUUUGGUUUUCGAUCAGAUCGUCUCUUCCACCUACGAGCUUCGUAAGGACCGUUUUCUCCACGAAGAUGACGUCGAUUCUAUGUCGGGUCUCUUGGACGAUUACAACGUGCUUGUCCGCGACAUGGUUGACGCAAGUAUGCAGUACCGCAAGAUUUAUCAGCAUGUUGUCGUUGUGACGGCUUGUAUUGCUCGUUUGGCUCAAGUUACCUAUGACAGGCGUUCCGUUAUGAGGAGCGUUUUGAACGAAAGUGGCACAAAAUCGCGUCACCGUCUCUUGGAGGCUAUCGAAGAAGAAGACAAUCGCGUUGAUGGACUCUCGGCUGACUUUGCGGCUGUUGUUGGUGUCACUUCAGCUAGUGUUGCCGUCGACUCUGUUGUUGCCGAGAUGCCUCCUUCUGAAGUCGUUGUCACUAGGUCUUCUGAUUAUCAGACACCCCCCGCUCCUGCCGGUCCCGUUGGUAUUAAACGCGAAUACCCCGAAGAUCUUUUCUUACCUGAUCUCGAUGAAACCUCCGCGCGCAAAUUGAAGUUCCGUAAAAUCUGA
This is a messenger RNA of Seminavis robusta, 1197 nucleotides long. NCBI's taxonomy places the organism in Eukaryota, Bacillariophyta, Bacillariophyceae, Naviculales, Naviculaceae. The record is from the annotation of a GenBank genome assembly.